UUGGAACCGGAAGAGAGCACUGUUAGCAUUCGGCUAAAAACACAGCGAGUGCAGCUGCAAAAGUGAAGGAAAUCAUCUCAGUUUGAAUCUCUAAUCGAUUAUAAUUUAAUGAUCGAGGAUCAGAAGACAACAGCAGAGCAGCGGUCAGAUAACACGCGAUGGAUGAGAGUAAGAUGGUUGGUGGUAAAGUGAAGAAACCAGGCAAACGUGGCCGUAAACCAGCGAAGAUCGAUCUGAAGGCGAAGCUCGAGAGGAGUCGGCAGAGCGCCCGCGAGUGUCGCGCCAGAAAGAAGCUGCGGUACCAGUAUCUGGAGGAGCUGGUGUCCAGUAAAGAGAGAGCCAUCUGUGCCCUCCGAGAGGAACUAGACAUGUAUAAGCAGUGGUGUUUGGCGAUGGAUCAGGGGAAAAUCCCGUCUGAAAUUAAAGCUCUUUUAACCGGAGACGAUCAGAAGCCGCCGCAGAGCUCCAGCAACAAAACACCCAAGAACGGCAAGUACAACCAGAGCAAGACGUCUUAGACGCACAGAAGAUCACAUGUAAUACAGUAUUGAUUCUGUUCAUCUACACAGUGUUUAUGAGAUGCUUCAUUUAUCAGCUUUGACUCAUAGUUUCUUAGUAACGUGACGUCUCCGAGUUAAACAAGCUUUCUGUUUCCAUUCCUGUACGAGACAUUAGAAAGAGUUCCAAAAGAAAUCCUGUUGAUUUGCGUCUAUAAUUUGAGUUCAAGCGGUGUUAUUCUUUUAUAUAUUUAUUUUGGAACUGUUCUCGCACCCAAAUACUUUUUGAUGUAGGUUUCAACAUUCCUAGAGACAAAAGAGAUGGGAAAGUUUUUAUUCAUGUGAUUUAUGACAGAAUGUGUCUGCUAUAAUCUAUUAUCCACUGACAUAAUAAAACCUUUAUAAAGGCAGAAAAUAAGAAAUGUCUUGCUCAACUCUCGAUGCACUUUAAAACAUUUGGAAGAGCUCAACGCAUAGCACUUACUUUUAUAAUUGUGACUCUUGUAAAAAUAGAGUUUGUCGAUACGGGAUAAAUGGUUGUGUCAGAAAAUGUAUUUUUGUCACUAGCUGAACUGUAAAAGCACUUUCCUUUCAAACUACUAUUUCCUUUCAACAACUGUCGUAUUUUGAGAUCUGUAUGUGAGUGUCAUCUUUUAAACCAUUUGGCAGGUUUGACAAAAUGAAUAAAUAAAAAGCAGAAGAUUUAGACCCUGAAAAUAUUGAAUGAAUGUGAAAAUAUUUAAUCCGUGCCCAGAUACUAAAAUCUUGUGUCAGUUGGUGAAAACAUUUGACUAAAUCAUGUAAAUCAGUGAGUUUACUUUCCUGGCAAACACAAACAAACAUUUUUUUAGACUAUGUUUAGAGCUUAAAUGUAUAUUUUUUAUAUGACAUGAUGUAUGAAAUGUAGAUUGUAAUUCUGUGUGUUGUGUUACAUUUAGCAUUGUCUGAUAAAACAAUGUAACAGUGUACAGUUGUGUUGUGAUCAUGAUUAUCAAUGAUCCUGGUGUAUAUACACACACAUCAGCCACAACAUUAAAACCACCUGCCUAAUAUUGCAAACUUUUAAUACUGACAAAGUCUACAUUAACUCAGAUAACCACUCUGUACAAUUGUGGUGAAGAAUAUCAUCUCUGAAUGCUGUUCUGAGAUGCGGGUUGGUGCUGUUUUGGUGGCAGGAGGGGGACCUACACAAUAUUAGACAGGUGCUUUUAAUGUUGUGGCUGAUCGGUGUAUAUUCUCUUCAAAGGCCACAUACGGUAUGUAAAACAUUGUGUAUAAUAUAACAAUCAAUCCGAUAAAUGAGCGCUUCAUAUUCUAAUUCUGCUUUCCCUUCUGUGUUUGUGCUGUCCAGCUGCAGCGUUACUUUUGUAUCAAACACAGAAUAUGUUGUUGUAAUUCAGAGCUGCACACACCGUUUCAUUGUAUCCUGUAAUCCUGAAAUAGAAACUGUGUGUGUGUGUGUGUGUGUUUCAUUAAAGCCCUUUGCUUUCAUACAGA
Messenger RNA from Myxocyprinus asiaticus (Chinese sucker), 1994 nucleotides. RefSeq names its product cAMP-responsive element-binding protein-like 2. Bases 159 to 518 code for a protein of 119 amino acids. Gene Ontology annotation, cellular component: nucleus. Gene Ontology annotation, biological process: regulation of DNA-templated transcription. NCBI's taxonomy places the organism in Eukaryota, Metazoa, Chordata, Actinopteri, Cypriniformes, Catostomidae. Gene Ontology annotation, molecular function: DNA-binding transcription factor activity. The transcript is spliced from 3 exons. The record is from RefSeq and is a predicted model, not a curated record.